This is a messenger RNA of Notothenia coriiceps (black rockcod), 1458 nucleotides long. Its product is annotated as proline-rich protein HaeIII subfamily 1-like. The coding region runs from base 712 to 1161 and encodes 149 amino acids. The transcript is spliced from 3 exons. The record is from RefSeq and is a predicted model, not a curated record. Lineage: Eukaryota; Metazoa; Chordata; Actinopteri; Perciformes; Nototheniidae.
AGAGGUAAAUGGUGCACUUUUACUCCACUACUAUGUGUUUAAUAGCUUACCUUUAGUUACUUUACAGAUUUGGUUAAGAUGCCUAUUGGUUACUGGUGGCGUUUCAUGAGUUUAUGUUUAUCAGUUUAUUUGUUCAUAUAGACACCUAAAGUAUAUCAUAUAUUAUAUGAUAUAAAUAUCUUUAUGUGAGAUAAGGGAUCGUUGCUCACUAUGAUAUGAUAAAGUGUGUUAUAUGCUCCAGGAAGGAUACAGUAUAUUAUUGAAUAUAUAUUCAAGAUAGCUAUAUACUGUAUAUAACAUUACAUUAAUUGUAAUUCAAUAUACAUACAUCAAUCAUUUAUGGAUAAAAGGAUAACUUCACCGUUUAUGAACAUGAUGUGUGUUUAUACAUGAUUAUAUGUGUAGAUAACCUGUAUAAAUAAUGGUUAACAUGGUGUCAGUGUUGUUCGCUUUGCAGUGUAGUUCUCUCUAACACUUGCAUUGUUAUUUUACUUAAAGUUUAGAUGAUCACUAAACCUAUAAGCCAUAAAGAAAUGGGAGAUGCGGAAUGGACGGGCUUUGGCCUUCAGGAGGGAUAAACCCGCUCCAAGGAAACGGAAGUGACGUGACCUCUGUCAGAAGUAGUUACCCCCAGAGCCCAGCCUCCUCCCUGUGGUCUGCCAGGAGCCCCCAGAGCCCAGCCUCCUCCCAAGCAGUCUUUGGGUGCUGUCCAUGUACGGCAGGGAUAUCCUCUCCCACAUGGACCAUAUCAAGGCCAGCAUCACCUCCACAUUUGGUUCCAUCUUAAAGAUGGACUCAACCAAAAAGAUCACAAAGCAUCAAAGCAAGGUGGAGAUGCAGCUCUUCCCUGCUCCACCCUCUGGCCCUCAGUUGGAGAUGCAGUUCUUCCCUGCUCCACCCUCUGGCCCUCAGAUGGAGAUGCAGCUGUUCCCUGGUCCACCCUCAGGUCCAAAGGUGGAGAUGCAGCUCUUCCCUGAUCCACCCUCAGGUCCUCAUGUGGUGUUGCAGCUCUUCCCUGCUCCACCUUUGGGCUCCAUGAUAUAUACACCAGUGAGCUCACAGUUUCCUGUCCUGGUCGCUGCUCCACAAGCUCUGAAUGCCAGCCUCUCUCUGCUUUUCCUGCUCCUGCUCCUAGUCCUGCUCCAUACAGCCAAACACUGACCCGCAAAGUACUGCCCAACACGUGUGAAGGUGUGGGAGGUUUGGGACAGCAGACACUGGACACUGCCAGUACAUGGAGUAGUGAACUACAUUGUGCCAAAGGAGCAAUGGUUGGAGGACAUGACAAAAUGUAUAUCCCCCCCCACCAGAGGCAUGGACACUGGACACUUAUUUAUGUGUAUAGUUUGAUAUUUAUUUAUAUAUAUAUGAUAUGUAUAUAUUUUAUGAAGUUUAUGAUAAUGUUUAUUUUAUGUUAAAACUCAUGAGUGUUAUUUUGUUAUACUUCACCUUUCUUAC